AUGAGUGAUCUCGGAAAGUACGAUGAAUCAGAGACGAUGAAUCGGCAUGCGCUCGAGGUGCGUGACAAGGUUCUCGGGAAAGACCACCCCGAUACCCUAGCAAGUGCCAACAACCUGGCGCUGGUGCUGCAAUACCAGGGGAAGUAUGAUGAAUCAGAGACCGUGAAUCGGCGUGCAUUGGAGGGACAGGAGAAAAUUCUUGGAGCAGAUCAUCCAGAUACCCUCAUGAGUGUCAGCCACCUGGCUACGGUGCUAUGGAGACAAGGAAAAUACAGUCUAUCGCAGGCGAUGAAUCGGCGCGCCCUCGAGGAGCGGGAGAAAGUACUCGGACCAGAGCACCCUGACACCCUAGCAAGCCUCAACACCCUGGCUAUUGUGCUGGAAUACCAAGGAAA
This is a messenger RNA of Tuber aestivum (summer truffle), 395 nucleotides long. The record is from the annotation of a GenBank genome assembly. Lineage: Eukaryota; Fungi; Ascomycota; Pezizomycetes; Pezizales; Tuberaceae.